Spirometra erinaceieuropaei is the source of this 1285-nucleotide messenger RNA. The record is from the annotation of a GenBank genome assembly. NCBI's taxonomy places the organism in Eukaryota, Metazoa, Platyhelminthes, Cestoda, Diphyllobothriidea, Diphyllobothriidae.
AUGUUCCCCCGGCGUGGUGACGCCUUUUGCACUUCGCGACGGUGUGAGCUGCGUUACCUGGCUGCGUGGGCGGAGCGCGUGAUAACACGCAGGCAAAUCGAUGUGUCUGUUGAUGGAGUUGGUGUCCGACACCCACGCCUCCAACAGCUCUCGUCCUGUCUUGUUCCCGGCCCGCGCCAAUAUCCGCGUGUUGGCGAAGUCGACCUCAAAACGGGCCACGUGUUAGAUGCGCUGGACCAACACGGGGGCCACAUCGGACUCCGGCAGGCGUUAUCUGUGCGCAAUAACAAAUGCCAACAUUUGCGGGGUGCGCUGGCGGGCCCUGUUGUCGGCAUUCGUCGCUCAACUGGACCACUGUCACCACCCCAUUGUUUUGUGGUCAAAAUCCUGGUCAUUGGUGUGUGGACCAGGGGUGCGGAGUGGAGCGCCAAGGCGAAGAUCCGUCCGAGCCAUCCACCUGCGGCCUCCCCCGUCUCCGGUCUUCUUGACUCUUUCUUGACACCGGGCCCAGGCGGGGGAGGAGGAGAGAGUGUAGGUAGAUGCAGCGCAAGUCUACUGGCACUAUAAACCCCUGCGCAAGUCACCGUCCCUGCUCCCACAAUGCAGUCUGUGGGGCACACGGUGGUCAUCGUCGAAAUCGACGGACGAACUGUCGAGUGCCUACUUGAUACAGUGGGUCGCCUCUCCGAACGGCCCGUUUGUGCUCAAGUAUUCGUGAGCUCAGACGUCGUCCUGUCUGGCCUGUGUAUUGGCAAGGACAGUUUUGGCACGGAAUUCGAUAGACUACGCCCGACUGUUCACCUGCGUCCAGCGGAUCCUUCAUUUUCAUGAUCCUGCUAUGCAUGGUGGCCGCCGGAUGAACACAAAUAAGCUAUCCGUCGGCGAGACUCCCCUCUCUCGUCUUUGCCCAUGCAUUCGAGUACGACCACCGAUUGAAUUGGGAUGGCAUGCAGGUCGUUGCCGUGGAUAACACAAUGUGAGUAAGGGAAUUUCUCGAGGCCUGGUACUGCAAUGCGGGUAGUAUCAACCGCCAUGUUGACUUGAUGUCAAUUACGAGGGUCUACGUUCACGACUGACUGCCUCCAGCCGUAAUCACGCAUCAACGACCGCGAAUACAGCUGCCCGCAUUCCAACUGAUUCAGCACCCACCAUCCCCUUGCAGCACAGUUUGCCGCAGUUGUCCCGCCUCAUCUCCCUCCCCCACCUCAUUCAGGGACCUGCCAUGACCUCGGAAACCCCCUACCCUCACACGUCAGUGGUCUAUCUGCCCCAUAACACCAACUAG